This is a messenger RNA of Nicrophorus vespilloides, 6035 nucleotides long. Its product is annotated as insulin-like receptor. The transcript is spliced from 16 exons. The coding region runs from base 1158 to 5303 and encodes 1381 amino acids. Gene Ontology annotation, cellular component: axon; insulin receptor complex; membrane. Gene Ontology annotation, biological process: positive regulation of MAPK cascade; multicellular organism development; cell surface receptor protein tyrosine kinase signaling pathway. The record is from RefSeq and is a predicted model, not a curated record. Lineage: Eukaryota; Metazoa; Arthropoda; Insecta; Coleoptera; Silphidae. Gene Ontology annotation, molecular function: ATP binding; insulin receptor substrate binding; insulin receptor activity.
GUGUGCGUGUGUAUACGAAGGGAGGAAGCGGCGAAUCGGAGUGGUCGGGAGGAAGACGCCUGCUCGUGCUGGAUUAUGUGCUUUUGGGAGAGGACAAAUUCGGGAUCGUAAUUUAUAUUUUAGUGGGUCAAGGGAUCCGUCAGAAAGUGGGAAACCGCGAGAGGUGCGCGCAAGCUCAUAAAUAAAGGCUGGGUUGCCAAGAGGUGCCGUUGCACGAUGGUUAGGAAUGGUUGCAAGGCAAUGGGGAAAAUGCGAAGGUGACUUCGAAGGUGGUUCUCGUGGGACUCUGGCAGUUACUGGCAGUAGUCGCGCUUUUCGGCGAUAGUCCGACAGUUCCGGCAAGUCGGCCGGCAAGCGCGCAAACGCGUGACCGAUAAGAUGUUGCACGUCUAGAUUCUGGCCAGUCAGUUCCUAGCUUCAAACAAAUCACUAAGUCACAGUUGUUUUCUUGAGAGAGCAGUAGUCCUAGAGUGGAUAUAUAUAUAUACACACACAUAUAUAUCUAUAUAUACAGUAUAUAUAGAUACAUAGUUUUGUGAGAGUGCGAGGGAGACAGCGAAGAAAGAAGAGGGACAGAAACAGCGAGUGAGAGUAUAUCCAUCCAUACAUACACCUCUACCUAUAUACAUGCGUGUAUGUAGAUGAAUAUGUAUAUAUUUAUGGCAACGUAGCAGACAAAAACAGUUCGGUCGACGCUCAUCAGCAUGGUGGACACUUCUGCAUCAACUACUGCGUUGUUAGUGUUAUUCUGUGUUCUGUGCGGGGCCCGCUGACGAGAUCCGAUCCGCUGCGCCAAUAUAUAUAACUCGUGUUCGUUACCGAAUCAAUGACGGCCUCGCUCUAAGACAUGUACUGUUCUUGCCGCAUGCCCCGAGAAGAAGUCACCACCUCUGGCACGCUCGAAGUAUCUACAGAACACGCUUCCAGAUAGGAACGAAAGACCGAUUCGGAGGAGGCACAGAUCAUAAUGACGGAGGAUGCAAUUGGCGAGGAGCCGCGACCUGUUGGGUUUUGGAACCGCUCGCUGUAAAUAACAUGUUUACAUCGAGUUACGAACAUUCCAUCGGAAGCUCGGAGUCAACGCGGAGAAGAAGAAGAAGACGAAGGUUCAGUUGGGGUCCGAACGGACCCAUGUCCAUCUCCUGUUGCCGCCACUGAUGGCCGCGACGGGCUUAACUACUGGUGGAGCCCUGUUGUUCGCCGGGGCUCUGCUCGCGUUCAUCAGCUCUACGCCGACCACCUCGGAGAAGAUGCCCAUCACCGCUGGGCUCAGCCCCAAGGCCCACGCGUACAUCCACUCCAAUACCAGCGGUAUUUGCAAGAGUAUCGACGUGCGAAACUCUAUGCAGGCUCUGCUCAAUCUAAGAGGAUGUCGAGUGGUCGAGGGGUUCGUGCAGAUUUCCUUGUUUGAUGCCGUCGAGGACACCGAAUUCGAGGGUAUCAGCUUCCCGGAGCUCACCGAGAUCACGGACUUCUUGCUCCUCUACAGGGUGCACGGUUUGAGGAGCGUCGGACAGCUAUUCCCUAAUCUUGCGGUGAUCCGAGGUCAGGACACCGUGCUAGGAUAUUCCUUCAUCAUUUACGAACUGUCCGGUCUUCAGGAGGUCGGCUUGUAUUCACUCACCGAUAUUCAGGCCGGUCUCAUUCGCAUCGACAAGAAUCCAGAACUAUGCUUCGUCAACUCAAUCGACUGGGAUAAAAUCGCGCACGAGAAAGGGGAACACUAUAUAAAGAACAUUAAGGCGGAAAACGAGUGUCCACUUUGUCCCGGCGAGGAUGAAGAGAGUAGCAGCCUGUGCCCGGCCUCGAAGAACAAAAAUGGCAUCAUGAGAUUCCUAUGUUGGAAUCGGGUGCAUUGCCAGAAGGUGUGUCCCUCGAGUUGCAAGACCACGUGCGACGCCAAAGGGAAGUGUUGUGAUGAAAAGUGCUUAGGUGGAUGCCGCGAGGAUAACCCUCGAGUCUGCCACGUUUGCCGUAACUUUACCAUGGGCGAGGAUGGUACUUGUACCAGCUAUUGUCCAGCUGAUAGAUAUGAGUAUUUGGGAAGGCGAUGUGUCACAAAGGAGGAAUGCAUAAAUACACCUAGACCAUUGAGGCAGUAUAAUACAAUACCGCAGGAGUAUCCUUACAAGACGCUGAACAAAUCAUGCCUGCUGGAGUGUCCCUCCGACUACACGGAGAAUUACGACCAGCACAAAUGCUUCCCUUGCUUAGGUAGAUGCAAGAAGGAGUGCCAAGGUAUGGUCAUAGACAGCGUUGUGACGGCGAAACGUUUACGCGGCUGCACGCACAUCAACGGGUCCUUAGAAAUCCAAAUCCGGAGCGGCGGACGUAGCGUAGUGAGUGAGCUCGAGGAGAACUUAAGCAUGAUUGAGGAAAUUGAUGGAUACAUUAAAGUUGUCCGAUCGUUUCCCCUAGUCUCCCUAAACUUUUUCAAAAAUCUCAAAGUGAUACGGGGAAACUCGCUCGAAUUCAAGAAGUACGUGGUCAUUGUAUCAGACAAUCAGAAUCUGCAGGAUCUAUGGGACUUCGAGAAUCGAACUCUGAAGAUCGACCACGGCGGCCUGUUCUUCCACUUCAAUCCGAAACUCUGCAUGUAUAAGAUAGAAGCGCUGAGGGAGAUGGCCAACCUUAGUGAAUUCGAAGAACGAGACGUGGCCAGUAACUCGAACGGCGAUCGGAUUGCUUGUAACGUACAGAAUCUGGUGGUCAAUGUGACGAACAGCGGUCCGAGAGCGAUUGUCCUAGCUUGGGCGCCUUUCGAGAUGAAGGAUCACAGAGCGCUUUUGGGCUAUGUGGUAUAUAGUAUCAAAGCUCCCGAGCAGAAUAUCACGCUGUAUGAUGGUCGUGAUGCCUGCGGUGGUGACGGAUGGCGGGUAGAUGAUAUUUACAUAGACAAUCAGAAGCCGACUCACAUAUUGACACAUUUAGAACCGUAUACUCAAUAUGCUUUCUAUGUAAGAACUUAUACCAUUGCCACUGAAAAAUCGGGUGCCCAAAGCAAAAUCCAGUACGUCCGGACUAUGGCAGACAGACCUUCGGUUCCUUACAACAUUAUCGUCAAGACUGACAAAUCGAGCAGCAGCAGCUUCGAUUUGACCUGGAAACCGCCAUUGCAGCCCAAUGGAAACGUUACCUACUACAUCAUCACAGGCAUCAGGAGGGAUCAGAAACGCGAGGACAUCCUACGCAACAGAAAUUACUGUAAUCCCAGUAUGCAUCGGGAAACCGUAUCGAAGCCAGAGACAAAAAUAUCGACAGCUGUAAAGCAGCAGAACAAUACAUGCGAAUGUAGACCUGCACCUCCAAACAAACCACAAUCGAUCCGUAAGCAGAACGCUGAAGAUGUUAGUAAUCAAAUGAUGUUCGAGGAUAACUUGAUUAACUUCGUAUAUGUAAAGAGGAUACAGAAAUUCAUAAACAAAGAUCGCAGCAAGAGAGACCUCGACUACAACCUGCAAUUUCCAAACAACUCAUUGGCGGAUGACGAAUCUAAGAACAGGUCCUUCUCUACACAAAAUAAAACAGACAUGCAAGGUAAAUUCAUUGUAUUCAGUUACAAGGUGUAUGGGAAAACAGAAUUGCGUAUUGACAACUUGAAACACUUCACGGCCUAUGAAAUUACAAUUGAAGCUUGUCAGAAUAAGGAUGAUCCAACUGAUAUGAGUUAUUGCAGUCAGAAGGCUUUAACCACCGCCCGAACCGAGAGCAAAGCUGGUGCCGACAAGAUCACUGAAGUUAGGGUUGCCAAUAAGAGUAUGAGCAUGGUUACAAUCGUCUGGGAUGAGCCAUUGGAUCCGAACGGCCAUAUCCUAACUUAUCAAAUCGAGUACAAGCGGCUUGAUAUAGAAAAUUCUCAGCCUAUUCUGGAGUGCAUAACUGCUUUGGAUUAUUUGAAGCAUAAUAAGCGGUAUACUUUGAAAUUGAACCCCGGUAAUUACAGCUUACGUGUCAUUGGCAAAUCUCAAGCAGACUAUGGCGAAUAUUCGAAGCUGUAUUCGGAAUUAGACGAUUCGAAGUAUUCCACAUUUAGUAUUGAUGAGCCUAAUUCUGGGAUUUCUGAACUUGCUAAAAUUGCUAUUGGACUGGCAGUCGUCUUCACAUUUAUUGUCGUCCUGGCAUGUGUGGUGUACAAGAACGUUUAUCAUAAGAAUGAUAACACUUUGAUCAAGACUGUGAAUCCGGAGUAUGUAAGCACCGUGUACGAGCCUGACGACUGGGAGGUCCUGCGCGAGAAGAUUUCUUUGAUCAAGGAAUUGGGCCAAGGCAGUUUCGGUAUGGUUUACGAAGGGAUUGCCCUUGACAUAAAAGGCAAAGCGCAGACUAGAUGUGCAAUCAAAACGGUUAAUGAGCACGCAACUGAUCGGGAGAGGAUAGAGUUUCUGAACGAAGCGAGUGUGAUGAAAGCAUUUGAUACUGCUUACGUCGUUAGAUUAUUGGGUGUGGUAUCUCAAGGUCAACCUACUUUAGUUGUCAUGGAGCUGAUGGCCAACGGAGAUUUGAAAUCGUACCUACGCUCGCACCGACCGGAUGUAGACGUGAAGGUUAAAUCGAAGCAGCCACCGACUUUGAAGCGGAUAAUGCAGAUGGCUAUUGAAAUUGCUGACGGCAUGGCCUAUUUGGCGGCGAAGAAGUUCGUUCACAGAGAUCUGGCUGCAAGGAAUUGCAUGGUAGCGGAAGAUUUGACCGUGAAAAUUGGUGACUUCGGCAUGACAAGGGAUAUUUAUGAGACUGAUUAUUAUAGAAAAGGUACUAAAGGCUUGUUACCCGUAAGAUGGAUGGCACCGGAAAGUUUGAAGGAUGGUGUUUUUACGAGUAACAGUGACGUGUGGAGUUACGGUGUCGUCUUGUGGGAAAUGGCUACUUUGGCAUCGCAGCCCUACCAGGGGCUUUCCAAUGAUCAGGUUCUUAGGUAUGUCAUUGACGGAGGCAUCAUGGAGCGGCCUGAGAAUUGUCCCGACAAGCUGUAUAACUUGAUGCGGUUCUGCUGGAAACAUAAACCUAGUGAUCGGCCUACGUUCAUAAAUUUGUGCAAGAUGUUGCUGGACGACUCGAGCCAGACCUUCUCCCAAAUAUCCUUUUACCACAGUGCUGCGGGAAUGGAGGCUCGGAAUUUCCGUUCCACGCUGACACCCUGUCAGGAUGACGCUAGAACGCCCCUGAGAAGUAACCAAGACGACGAGAAUAUGUCAUCGAUCGCGAGCUCUGAUUCUUCGGAGGAGGAAGAAUUGGAGCCAGACACGAACAUUGAGUUCAUAACGUAUACAUCCACGGCAAACGGUUUUGUCGGCGCGAACAAGUAACGGAGUUCUACUCUCAGUCGCAUAUCACAUCUCAGUAUUUCGUAACGGCACAACACAGUUCGAUUCUCAGCAAACUGGCACUUGCUUGUGGUGUUUCAGAAAUGCGUUAACAGUUCGUUUAUAAGUGUUUUAUGUUUUAAAUAUACAUUGUUUUUUUUCUUUUUUUUUACCAAAGAUAGUGAUAUAUAUACAGACCGUUUGCUGAGGAUAUUUUCCUAAAACUCAACCAGAAUACAGUGUUCAUUAGCAGUUUAAGUUUAAAAUUACGCAACACGCCAAUAAUCCUAGAAUCUGUCCACAGAACCUGGGACACGUUAUCCCGGGGGCUUCCCUCGCGCAUCUUCCAUAUAAUUAUUAUCAUCGAAACUAUUCCUAGUCUAUGACUCUUCGUGGACAAAUUGUGUUUCUUUCCCUAUUCUCCCCGUAUUUAAAUUGAUGGUAUAAUGUGAUGGAUGCAAGUGAAAACUGUUUGCCUUAUGUAUAAUAUAUAUAUAUAAACAUAACAUAUAUAUCUAUUAUUAUACAUACAUACAACUUACUUAAAAAUAUAUGUACUGAUUUGUGUAGUUCAUUCGACGAACAUUCGUGCUUCAAUAUUUUUUGGGUCGCCGUACGAGCAGCAUCCGAGCCUAAGUUCCUGUAUAUUUACUAAUUAUGUCAGUAGCUAUAUGAAUACUGUCCAUUCAUUUUAUUGUACCUACUUUGCUAUUUAUAUUUUUAAUUAUAUUUUGU